AUGUAUUUUAUUGCAAUGAAAUUUGUUGCCGAUAAUGUCAACUACUUUCAUCUUGAAACAAUCGGAUCGAUCGAAUACGGGAAAUUAUUUGUAUUGCUAUUCAAUGCAUAUUUAAUGCAAACGGCAUCAUAUUUCUAUGCACAUUUUGAGAUAUUAGCAGCAUCAUGUAUGCAAAUUUAUCUAAAAAUAUUCGAUAUUCAUGUUUCGCAAGCUGAACAAGCAUUAUUUCAAUUGAAAGAACGUUCAAAACGUAAUGAUUUUAUAUUCAUAACAAAUUGUUUAUUAAAAUUCCAAAAUUUAUGUACAAAAAAUCUUAAGUACAUUCAUUUGGCUAAUCAUAUUUAUGGUCGUUUAUUUUUACUAUUUAUGAUAUCACAAAUACCGUUUAAUUGUUAUCUGGCUAUAUUUUUAACUAAAGGUGAACAUAAGUGGAUUUUUUCUUAUUUUUAUGCAACAUUAUAUAUACAACAGAUUGCCUGUAUAUUUGGUGUUCAUUAUCAAUUAGUUCAACAUAAUCGACGAUUUAAUUAUUCGGCAACUAGAUUUAUUCAUAUAAUGGCACGUACACGAUUCUAUCGUGUAAAUUUAUGUCGUAAAUUAAAGUUAACAAAUUUUGCUCAAGCAUUUCAUACGAUUAAUCGUUAUGGAUUUAGUUAUGGUAAAAUUGAAUUAAUAACAAUGAAUGAAUUUAUCAAGUAUGCAUCAUUAUAUUCACAGUUAUUAAUGUUCAUUUAUUCACAUGUUCGAUUUCAAAAUGAAUGA
This is a messenger RNA of Dermatophagoides pteronyssinus (European house dust mite), 762 nucleotides long. RefSeq lists its product as uncharacterized. NCBI's taxonomy places the organism in Eukaryota, Metazoa, Arthropoda, Arachnida, Sarcoptiformes, Pyroglyphidae. The record is from RefSeq and is a predicted model, not a curated record.